This is a messenger RNA of Ceratotherium simum simum (southern white rhinoceros), 1438 nucleotides long. It is a transcript of the gene WDR73, whose product is annotated as WD repeat domain 73. Lineage: Eukaryota; Metazoa; Chordata; Mammalia; Perissodactyla; Rhinocerotidae. Gene Ontology annotation, cellular component: cytosol; spindle pole. The record is from RefSeq and is a predicted model, not a curated record. Gene Ontology annotation, molecular function: protein binding. Gene Ontology annotation, biological process: cytoplasmic microtubule organization.
AAGUGGGGUACCGGAAGCGACCGUUGCCAUGGAGUCCGCGGAGGACUGGCUGGUGGAAUCCUUGCGCUUGUACCAGGAUUUCCAUGCAUUCGACCUUUCAGAAGCCACUCGGGUCCUUGAAUGGAUUGGUGACAAAGGAGUCUUUGUUGCUGGCUAUGAAAGCCAGAAAAAAAAUGAGAUUCUUCAUCUGAUAUUACCUCUCAGACUUUCUGUAAACGAAAACCAGGGCUUAUUCCCAGAAAGAGAUUUUAAGGUACGCCAUGGAGGAUUUUCAGACAGGUCUGUCUUUGAUCUGAAGCACGUGCCAGACACCAGGUUGCUGGUGACCAGUGGCCUUCCAGGUUGUUACCUGCAGGUGUGGCAGGUCGCAGAGGACAGUGAUGUUAUCAAGGCUGUCGGCACCAUUGCUGUGCACGAGAAAGAGGGGCAUCUCUGGCCUAGAGUGGCCAUCUUCUCGUCAGUGGCACCUGGAGUCCUCCAUGGGGCGAGGCUCAGCAGUCUGAAGAUUGUGGAUCUGGAAUCCCAGAAGACCACAUACACCUCAGGUGUCAGUGACAGUGACGAGCUAAGUAGCCUGCAGGUCCUGGAUGCAGACACCUUUGCCUUCUGCUGUGCCUCGGGCCGGUUGGGGCUCGUCGACACCCGCCAGAAGUGGGCUCCGUCAGAGAGUCUCAGCUCCUGCCCUGGGUCUGGUGGAGGGAGGUGGUGUGCAGAAGUUGGGGGCAGGGGCCAGGGCCAUGGAUGCAGCAUUGCCAGCCUCGGCUCAGAUGGGCAGCUCUGUCUUCUUGACCACCGAGAUCUCUCCCAUCCUGUAAGCUCAGUCCAGUGCCCAGUGUCCACGCCUAGCCCUGACCCAGAGCUGCUGCGAGUGACUUGGGCUCCAGGCUUGGACAACUGCCUGGCCAUUUCAGGUUUUGAUGGGACAGUCCAGGUCUACAAUGUCACGUCUUGGCAUGGAAUGGGGGGCCAAGUAGAACCUCUCUUCACUCACAGAGGUCAUGUCUUCCUAGAUGGCAAUGGGAUAGACACUGCUCCACUGGUCACUACCCAUACCUGGCACCCGCAAAAGCCAAGGACUUUGUUAUCGGCAGCAAGUGAUGCCUCUCUGCACGUGUGGGACUGGGUGGACCUCGGUGCCUCUGGCUGACACCAGUGUCUUUCUGCCCCGGCCUCUAGGAAGAGGAGGAGCUGCUGCAUAGCAAAGGUUCUGAUUUAGGACUCAAGUGACCACAGGUCCCUGUUACCAGCUGUACAGCCUUGGGCAAGUUAACUAGCUUCUCUUAGUCCCAGUUUCUUUAUUUGCAAAAUGAGACUAGUAAUACCUCGCAGGGUUGUUGGGAAAAUUAGAAGUAAUAUAUUAAAAAAUAACUGGUAGGAUGCAUGGCACAAUAAAUAUUUGGUAGGUCCUGUUAGAUCUGGGAACCUCAUUUCCCCUAAG